Cyclopterus lumpus (lumpfish) is the source of this 1969-nucleotide messenger RNA. RefSeq names its product digestive cysteine proteinase 1-like. Gene Ontology annotation, molecular function: cysteine-type endopeptidase activity. The transcript is spliced from 11 exons. Lineage: Eukaryota; Metazoa; Chordata; Actinopteri; Perciformes; Cyclopteridae. Bases 128 to 1771 code for a protein of 547 amino acids. The record is from RefSeq and is a predicted model, not a curated record. Gene Ontology annotation, biological process: immune response. Gene Ontology annotation, cellular component: lysosome.
UGGUUGAGACAUGAUGUAAAUACGAGGUGCCAACCUCGGUUCCAAAUCAAGAAGCAGCAGCCUUAGCCUUGUUUCGACUGAGCUCCACCGCGAUACCUGCUGAGUUCCUGACCGGUCGGUAGACACGAUGCGUUGGUUCACCGCAGCGGCUCUCCUGUGGGCCGCCACAGCUAGCGAGGGAAAAGCUUUCCUUUCCCCUCCAACGUUUGGGAACAGCUAUCACAUCAAAGGACUGAUCUCGCUGCCCUAUGCGGAGAUCAAGGAGCCGUUUGAGGCCUGGUUCGACCUAGCGGCAGAGUCCAGCAGGAUAGACUACUACCAUGGCCAGGUGUCGACCUACCAGCUGGGGGCGGAGCAGCCGUGGGGCAUGUCCUAUAUAAUCACUCCUGAGACCACGGAGCAGCAGCAGAAUGUGAUUAAGUGUUUCCAGGCCAACGGGACGAAGGAGGAGGCGGUCUCUGCGCAGGCGGCGCUGCCCGCCGUUCAAGGCUUCCAGUUCCUGAGGAUGGAGUACUUUGGAGGUUCCCUGUGUGAAGUUUGGCAGAACGUGACCACCGUGGGCUACAAGAAGAACACCUACACGCUGUGGGUGACCCGGUCAGAGAGGGGCGGCGAGGACGAGCAGGCCACGCCCCUCCAUUACGAGAUGCUGGGCUACAACACGCUGCUGGGCUCUCAUUAUGACAAAUACUUGGUGGACUACAAAGAGUUCAGCGUUCGCGUGGACCCCAAAGUCUUCUCGCUGCCUGAAGGGAUGAGCUGCGGUGGGUUUCCCGGUCCAGGAGUGGAGCACCACAUGUUGGCCAAUCCCAUGAAGGAUCUCAUCCACACGUCGGCGUCGGGCCAAUCGCAGCGCAUGUUCAACCAUUUCAAGGACAAGUUUCACCGCCGGUACGACGAAAGGGAACACGAGAAAAGGGAAAACGCUUUUGUUCAUAACCUCCGGUAUGUCCACUCCAAGAACAGAGCAGGGCUGCCCUUCGCUCUGGCUCUGAACUCUCUGUCGGACCGAACCAUGUCGGAGCUGACCACCAUGAGGGGAAGGAAGCGAGGAAAGACCCCAAACGGAGGGCUCCCUUUCCUCUUAAAGAAUUACGAGAAGGUGACGGUGCCCGAGUCGCUCGACUGGAGGAUUUACGGCGCCGUGACUCCAGUGAAGGACCAGGCCAUCUGCGGCUCCUGCUGGAGCUUUGCCACCACUGGAACAGUAGAGGGCGCUCUCUUCCUAAAAACCGACUCCCUGCAGGUUCUGUCUCAGCAGAUGCUUAUCGACUGCUCCUGGGGUUUCGGCAAUAACGGCUGUGAUGGAGGGGAGGAGUGGCGAGGAUACGAGUGGAUCAUGAAACACGGAGGCAUCGCCACAUCGGAAACCUACGGAGCCUACAUGGGAAUGAAUGGAUUUUGCCACAUUAACUCGUCCCAGCUCACCGCACAAAUCCAGAGCUACACCAACGUGACCUCGGGAGAUGCCGAGGCCCUUAAGCUGGCGCUCCUUAAAAACGGGCCGGUGGCUGUCAGCAUCGACGCCAGACAUCGGUCGUUCGUGUUCUACAGCCACGGUGUCUACUAUGAGCCGGCUUGCGGUAACACCAUUGACGAUUUGGAUCAUGCCGUGCUCGCGGUGGGAUACGGCACACUGAAUGGGGAGCCGUACUGGUUGGUGAAGAACUCGUGGUCCACCUACUGGGGCAACGACGGCUACAUCCUGAUGUCCAUGAAGGAGAACAACUGUGGCGUCACCACUGAUGCGACGUACGUCACACUGGCAUAGCGUUGCCCUUUUCCACUAUGUAUAGAUAAAUGUUAACGCCCCCGAGGAUGAAUGACUGUCACGUCAAACUGUGCUGCUGGGUGUUAAUAUGUUGCUGUUGAAAGGUGUCGUGUGAAGUAAGAUGCUGCAAAACGCUCACAGAACAAGCCUCCUUUAAAAAAUGUUUUUGAUCAAUUAAAACCUUUUUUUUUAAUACAA